AUAGAAUACUGAAAUAUUUAUUUUAGAAUUUGUAAAACUUUGUCUGUUUGCAGGAUUGAGCAAGCAGUGAAGGCUGGAGAAUCUGUGAUAGAAUAAGAACAACUUGGCUCAGUGUAGAGCAGAAGAGGUGAAGGGUGUGUGGCUAGCGAGAGGGGCACGUAGAAAAGGAGUGUUUGUUGAGGUAGUAGACCAAGUUAACACACCUACAUAACCAUGGGCAAGCAGAAUAGCAAACUCAAGCCAGAGGUGCUGGAGGACCUUCGCUCCAAUACAGAGUUCACAGACUCUGAGAUUCAAGAGUGGUACAAAGGCUUCCUUAAAGACUGCCCAACAGGACACCUAUCUGUUGAAGAAUUCAAGAAGAUAUAUGGAAACUUCUUUCCAUAUGGUGACGCAUCAAAGCAGUUUGCGGAGCAUGUGUUCCGGACCUUCGAUGCUAAUGGAGAUGGGACCAUAGACUUCCGAGAGUUCCUGUGUGCACUCUCUGUCACAUCAAGAGGCAAGCUUGAACAGAAGCUGAGGUGGGCCUUCUCCAUGUAUGACCUAGAUGGCAACGGCUACAUCAGUCGACAGGAGAUGUUGGAGAUUGUCACGGCAAUUUACAAGAUGGUUGGCUCCGUGAUGAAGAUGCCAGAAGAUGAGAGCACUCCUGAAAAACGUACAGACAAAAUCUUCCGUCAAAUGGAUAAGAAUAAGGAUGGCAAACUUAGUCUUGAAGAGUUCAUCGAAGGGGCCAAGAGUGACCCCUCCAUUGUGCGCCUGCUGCAGUGUGACCCUCAAUCAUCUCAGUGACCUCUCUCAACCUAACCUCACCUCAAUUAACCUGCCUAAAUAUCUGACAAAACUUUAACCUUGUAAUAACUACUCUUGGCCAUAAUAAAUUCCCACAGUUUCUAACAUCCCUUAGGAUUAUAAACAGAAUCUUGGUAUUAAUAUUCUCCUUUAAACUGUCCACAGUCUCCCUGAAGCCCUUUGUUCCUCUCACCUUCCCAAGCAUUCCGCUCUCCUGCUGUUUUCCCUACUUCUCUCAACAUAUUUGCCUCAGCCCCAUCCCAACCCACACAAGAUUCUCUGUUUUAUAGGUCAAAUUCUUUGUUCCCACACUACCAGCUUCACUUAGCUUUGAAGUGUCCCUAUCUCACCUUUUCUUGUCCUUAUCCUUAACUAGCCCCUGGAGGGUUAUAAGGACUAGGUGCUUACGGUGUGAAUCACACCGUCGCCUCGCUGUGUUGAGAUGCCGACCUCUGGCCCUGUAUCACGUUCAUGUUAGGCUACAAUUGGCAAUGAACCUGCUAAAAAUAGCAACUGAAGGGCUAUACUUGUUUUCUAGUGUUAGAUAGAUAUGGGGCUGAAUGUUUUAAGGGAUGUAACUUUUGUAAUGAAGCUGGGCCUAUGUGGGUUUGUGGGUUGUGUGGAGUGAACAAUUGUACUGAGCAGGAGGAUGUCUGCUCCUGUCUAGCCCUCCUGUAUGUACUGCAUGUUACCUGCACAAAGAUUUCCUUGUCUGGUGCUCACCUGUUGGAGUCAGAAUAAGCAAGAACAAAGGUGUAGCAACACAUAGGGUUUGUAAUUUUUCAACGAUCCCAAUUGUACUUAACUAGCGGAGAGUUGGCUUUACUCUGUCGGAUGUUCUGAGUCAUUCUACAUACCAGUUAUAUGUAUUCCAUUUCUAUUUUUAUUUACAUUUUGUCAAUUGCAUGUUUAUACUGGCAGGUGUUUGAUUUUCCCAUAUUCCAUGAAUUGCUCCUGACAAGAAAAUCACUGGUCAUGAAUAAGGUAAAAUUUUAUAUUUUUAAGAUUAAAUAAGCUUAUCCAAGGGCUGGUAAUGAGUUUGUGAAAUUGUAAAUGUAUAAAUAAAGGAGAAGGUAAAUGCUGAAAGUCAUUUUUCAUGGAAUUGAAAAAACAAAUUUUUUGCUUAAUUUAAGUCUCUGGAGUACAGAGUUUGGACAAGUGAAAUAGCAUCAUCAUUUGAAAUUCAGAAUUGUCUGUAAAGGCAUUGAAAAUUUACAAUUGCCUUCUCCUUUAUUUAGUGUACUUGUGACCUUGUGGGUAAUGGUAAGGCAUGAAAUGUAUUAUAUUCAGGCAAAUUAUCAUGAAAUUGGACUUUUGAAAAAGGAAUUUGUAAUCGUUUACCUGGUUACAAAUACACCCCAUGUAUUUGCUUUAAUGAGUCGGUAGUAAUGUGGUUAUGGGAGCUGCCAGAAAGCUACGCUUCUUGAUAUGAAUGUGGUCGAGUUUUCCCUGCCUUUGCAAUCAGUGUGUAUUCAACAACUGUUCUUCUUCAUCUUUGUGCCAAAGUGUCAUGAGGAUUUUUUUUAUUAUAUAUAUAUAUAUAUAUAUAUAUAUAUAUAUAUAUAUAUAUAUAUAUAUAUAUAUAUAUAUAUAUAUAUAUAUAUAUAUAUAUAUAUAUAUAUAUAUAUAUAUAUAUAUAUAUUACUAUAUAUAUAUAUAUAUAUAUAUAUAUAUUACUAUACAAUACUGUAUAUAUAUAUACAUAUAACUCCCAAGUUCCACUGACACUCUUGUGGGGUAGCAGUGGGGCACUUUGCCUUCUUGUCUCUUGUGGGUAGUGGAAGACUGUGGUGACCCUGAACUAUAAGAAGGUUGAGGUUUUAUAGUAAUGUUCAACUUUUCUUCAUUAUCAUGUGGCUAUGGAUAUCUUCCUCAAACCCACAGUGUUUAACCUGCCUCACUUCUGCUGUGCCCUGUUUAUUUCCUUUAUUACGAGUGCUAACAAAGUAUGGGUACCUCUGAUUUUCCAGUUAAUUGCCUUGAUUCAUAUGGAGACGUUUCAGACAUCCUUUAUUAUUAUGUGCACAAAAUAUAUCAUGAUCACCAAUUUUGUGCCAUUGUUUGGGGAUAUUAUCAAGGUGAUAAUAACGUCAGUUUUUAAUCAUAAACAGUAUACUGAUAAUCUUUGACAUUGGGCUCAAGUUGCUGAUCAUUUUGCAUGAAUCUUCAAGCUGUGGAUCAAUAAAGAUGUAGUAUAAGCAUAAUAUUUUUUUUUUUUACUUUUUUUAGGCAAGGUUCUUGCAUUGUUCCACUUUAAAUUAUAUGUAAAUUUCACUCCUGUUUUUAAGAAAAGUAUCCAUAACUUAACUAGGCAAAGAUGACCAGCAUGUCUUGUUCAUUGUUAAAGAAAGUUUAUAGUCUGAAUUCCCGGAGAAAUACAAGUGGAUUUAAACUAGGAAAACUCCAUCAUGUAUAGUUUGCAACACAUUUUAUAAAUACAAUCCUCAAUUACCACUUGUGUGUCCUGAAUGUGAAUUUGUCUGUGAAAACAAUCAUAUUUGAUAAUUCUGGCAUAUGACCAGGCAUAAAAUUUAUAUCUAUUUUGGUAAGCCAUCACAUGUGUGCUGCAUAAUGUCUGAGUGUCUUUCUGUGAUUACCACUGUUGUGUUAUCUGAUGACGCUUGAUGACUGUGCUGUACUCAAAGUCAGGUCUGUAUUUAUUGCUACUUUUGCCAGGUAUUGUUGUCUGGGGGACUGCCAUAAUCCUCCCCCAUGCACAGGCUGCUUUGAAGUUUAGAGCGUCAUCACUCGAGCUGUAAUGUUUCAAGUUUUUGCUAUGGUACAUUGCUAGAAAGACCACCGCUCGCCACCAUCAUUGCUACUUAUGCUUCCUCCUCUCACUUUUAAGUAGAGGUGGAACAGGAAAGAAGGGUUUUUGUGGGAUAUGUGCAGUUUCAGCAUUUUUGGGAACUUUUUAAUCUACAGUAUUGUGAUCUAAUUCCAUGCUUCAAUUUCUAUAUUUCACAAAGAGUUGCACAAUAUCAUUUUGUAUAAUAAAUAUGGGGUCUGGUGCUUGCCCUCAAAUAUCUGGCCGUGCAGUGCCUACCAUUAAAUUUUUCUUGCAUUGUACUUGUGCCUAACCCCAAUUCAGGUUGCUGUUUAUUAAGGCAGGCUGAAGUUAACCACAGUGCAACUUCUUUUUCAUUGUAUGGUUCCUGUCUAGAAUGAAAUUGUACAUGUAAUGUGACCAGAAAGUUGGUUUGUGUAGACUGUGUCUGAGCUAAGGCCUCUGAACAAGUUAUAUUGUAAACAGUAAUUUUCAUUAAUCAUAUCUAUCUAUUGGCAAAAAAGUAAUAAUAAUUAAAAGUAAAAUUAAGCAACAUUUUGCAUAUUUACACACACAAAAAGGCAACCCCAUUGAAAAAGGAUCAAGUGCAGUAUUAAAACAAAUAGAAUUGAUCUACGUGAAGAACAUUUUUUUAUAUUAUUAUUUAGAUAGGUUGUGGUGCUUUGUUAACUAUGUGGAGUACAAAUAGACAUCAGAAAUAAGCUUUGGAUUUGCAUCAAAAUGUGAAUGGUGUACGUCUACAGUGUUGCCAAAAAAUGCAAACCCAAACAUCAGUGGCCAGAGCUGAGACACAGUCUUACAACUAUGCACACUCAAGAACCAAAGUUGAUGUUUUGUCUGGUUUCCUUCUUGUUGUAUUUUCCUGUGAGACAGAGUAUCAAAUAAAAGUACAGCAACAAGA
This is a messenger RNA of Homarus americanus (American lobster), 4481 nucleotides long. RefSeq names its product neurocalcin homolog (gene Nca). The record is from RefSeq and is a predicted model, not a curated record. Gene Ontology annotation, molecular function: calcium ion binding. The transcript is spliced from 5 exons. Lineage: Eukaryota; Metazoa; Arthropoda; Malacostraca; Decapoda; Nephropidae. The coding region runs from base 214 to 792 and encodes 192 amino acids.